AUGAUGACCAAUAACCCCAGGCUGAACACUGACCCCACUCCUGGUGAUUCCACAGAUGGCAGCCACAGACAGCACCCGUGCAUGGGCAUUACUCACCCAAAUGUGACUAUUGUACCCAAGGAGUCAGCCCUAGAGAGUGGGGAGCUGGCUGGACCUGCCCCAGAGACACAGGCCCUGCAGGGCUCAGGGCCCAAUAAUGGAGCGGUACAGGGCUGGGCGCUGACCUGCCAGCAGCUCCAGGCCCUGCUACUUAAGCGCUUUCUGCUUGCCCGCCACAGCCUCCGUGGCCUGUUUGCACAGAUUGUGCUGCCUGCGCUGUUUGUGGGCCUGGCGCUGGUGUUCAGCCUCAUUGUGCCUCCUUUCGGGUAUUACCCGGCUCUACAGCUUAGUCCCAGCAUGUACGGUGCCCAGAUGUCUUUCUUCAGUGAGGACGCUCCAGGGGACACUGAGCAUGCCCACCUGCUGGAAGCUCUGCUGGAAGAGGCAGAAUUGGAGGACCCCUACCUGCAGAAUAGCUCCCACAGGGCACCUGAGUGCACACAGUCCAAUGUCUGCCGGUUCUCGAUUCCUGAGCUUCCCACAGACGUGGCCAAAGUCUUGGCCAGUGGCAACUGGUCCUUGGAGUCUACAUCCCCUGCCUGCCAAUGCAGCCAGCCUGGUGCCCGCCGCCUGCUACCCGACUGCCCUGCCAUGUCCAGUGCCCCACCACCACCCCAGGCGCUGACCAGCCCAGGUGAAAUUGUGCAGAAUCUGACGGGCCAGAACCUAUCCGUCUUCCUGGUCAAGACCUACCUGCGCCUGGUGCACCAGGGUCUAAAGAUUAAGAAAUGGGUGAAUGAAGUCAGUAUGGCGGCUUUUCCCUGGGGGGGCCGAGACAUGGGCCUGCCCUCAAGGCAUGCGGUGGGCCUCUCACUGGAGAAGCUGCAUGUGCUGCUGAGCCCCCAACCUAGUGGGACCCUUGACAGUGUCUUAAACAACUUCACAGAGGGGGCUCAUGCCCUAGACGCCCAAGACAGCCUCAAGAUCUGGUUCAACAACAAGGGCUGGCACACCAGUGCCUUUGUCAACCGAGCCAACAACGCACUCCUACAUGCCUGCCUGCCCCCAGGCCCUGCCAGCCAUGUGUACAGCAUCACAACGCUCAACUACCCUCUGAACCUCACCAAGGAGCAGCUGUCUGAGGCUAUGUUGUGAAUGGCCUCCUCUGUGGACGUGCUUGUCUCCUUCUGCAUGGUGUUUGCCAUGUCCUUUGUCCCAGCCAUCUUCACCCUUGUCCUCAUUGAGGAGCGUGUCACCCGAGCCAAACACCUGCAGUUCACGGAGGGCCUGCCCACACUCUACUGGCUUGGCAACUUUCUCUGGGACAUGUGUAAUUAAUUGGUGCCAGCAUGCAUUGUGGUGCUCAUCUUUCUGGUCUUCCAGCAGAGGGCAUACGUGGCCCCUGCCAACCUGCCAACCCUCCUGCUGUUGCUGCUACUGUAUGGCUGGUCAACCAUGCCGCUCAUGUACCCAGCCUCUUCCUUCUUCUCUGUGCCCAGCACAGAAUACGUGGUGCUCACCUGCAUCAGCCUCUUUAUUGGCAUUAAUGGCAGCAUGGCCACCUUUGUGCUUGAGCUCUUCUCUGAUCAGAAGCUGUAGAAGGUGAGCUGGAUCCUAAAACAGAUUUUCUUUAUCUUCCCGCACUUCUGCCUGGAUCAGGGGCUCAUCCACAUGGUGCGGAACCAGGCCAUGGCUAAUGCCUUUGAGCGCUUUGGAGACAGGCAGUUCCAGUCAUCCCUGCGCUGGGAGGUGGUUGGCAAGAACCUUUUGGCCAUGGUGGUACAAGGGCCCCUCUUCCUUCUCUUUCCACUCCUGCUACAGCACUGCACAUACCUCCUGCCACAACCCAAGCUGAAGCUGCUGCCCUCCCUGGGGGAGGAGGAUGAGGAUGUGGCCCGUGAGUGGAAACGUGUGGUCAAAGGGGCCACCCAGGGAGAUGUGUUGGUACUGUGGGACCUGACCAAGGUAUACCCUGGGCAGAAGACACCAGCUAUCAACCACCUAUGUCUGGGGAUCCCCCCCGGUGAGUGUUUUGGUCUGCUGGGUGUGAAUGGAGCAGGGAAGACGUCCACAUUUCGCAUGGUGACUAGGGACACACUCCUUAGCAGGGGUAAGGCCAUUCUGGCAGGCCACAGCAUGACCCAGGAACCAGUCACUGUGCACCACCACAUGGGUUACUGCCCUCAGUCAGAUGCCAUCUUUGAGCUGCUGACUGGCCGUGAGCACCUAGAGCUGUUUGCACGCCUGCGUGGUAUCCCGGAGGCCGAGGUUGCCCAGACAGCGAGCCUCGGCCUGGCACACCUAGGGCUCCCACAGUAUGCUGACUGGCCCACGGGCACCUACAGUAUAGGCAACAAGCGGAAGCUGGCAACGGCUGUGGCACUUGUGGGGGACCCGCCAGUGGUCUUUCUGGUACGUCCCACCACCGGCAUGGACCCUGGUGCACGGCAUUUCCUCUGGAACAGCUUACUGGCCGUGGUGCAGGAGGGCCGCUCCGUGGUGCUCACUUCGCAUAGCAUGGAAGAGUGUGAGGCUCUCUGCACACACUUGGCCAUCAUGGUGAAUGGGUGGUUCCACUGCUUGGGGAGCCCACAGCAUCUCAAGGGCAGAUUUGGCACUGGCCUCACGCUGACAGUGCGGGUGCCCACGAUGAGCUCUGAGCCUGCAGCAGGCUUUGUGGCAGCGGAGUUCCCAGGAGCCCAGCUACGAGAGGUGCAGGGCAGCCGCCUACGCUUCCAGCUGCCAACGGGAGGGCGCUGUGCCUUGGUUUUCUUUGGGGAGCUGGCCACACAAGGGGCGAAGCACGGUGUAGAGGACUUCUCAGUGAGCCAGACCACACUGGAGGAGGUAUUCCUAUACUUCUCUGAGGACCAGGGGAAGGAGGAGGAUGAGGAAGACCAGCAGGAGGCAGGAGUUGGGGUGGACCCCAGGCCAGACCUGCGGGGCCCCAAACUCAUCACCAGGUUUCUGGCUAAACGCAGCAUGGCAGAGACAGUGCUGUGAGCCCACUCCUCUGUGUGCUCCCCUAGAUUUGACAAAGGCAGGACAGAUGGCCUGGUGCUAGCUCCCAGGCUCCCAGAGGGGCCGCUGCCCUGGAAGAAAUAAAGCCAUCGUGUGAAAAUUAAAGCUGUAGUAUGAAACCGUGUGCCCGUGUUUCUGUGUGCUAGGCUGCA
Messenger RNA from Hipposideros armiger (great roundleaf bat), 3212 nucleotides. It is a transcript of the gene ABCA7, whose product is annotated as ATP binding cassette subfamily A member 7. The record is from RefSeq and is a predicted model, not a curated record. Gene Ontology annotation, molecular function: ABC-type transporter activity; lipid carrier activity; ATP hydrolysis activity. Gene Ontology annotation, biological process: lipid transport; transmembrane transport. Lineage: Eukaryota; Metazoa; Chordata; Mammalia; Chiroptera; Hipposideridae. Gene Ontology annotation, cellular component: intracellular membrane-bounded organelle; membrane.